Didymodactylos carnosus is the source of this 1506-nucleotide messenger RNA. Lineage: Eukaryota; Metazoa; Rotifera; Eurotatoria; Philodinida; Philodinidae. The record is from the annotation of a GenBank genome assembly.
AUGUUAUAUUUCGUUGUGAUCAUCGUACAAUUACUAUCGUACUCAACCUGCACUCACAAAUAUGUUCGUGAUGUGGAUUCAACAAUUGUUGAGGAAAUAAAACAUUCACCAACUGCUAGUUAUUUGUUAGAACUUUAUGCUCCAUGGUGUUCGCAUUGUCGCCGCUUAGAACCCAUAUAUGAAGAAUUAGCUAAAGAAAUUCAACAGAUGGCAUCCACCGUCGAAGAAUAUUCCAAUGUACGAGUUGUAAGAGUAGAUGCGACGGUUUAUUCUGAUGUAGCCAAUAAAUUUGAUGUUCGAGGUUAUCCGACAAUAAAAUUUAUUCGUGGAGGAGAUAUAGAACAUACAUUUACCUAUGAAGAUGAUCGUACAAAAGUGGCCAUUUUAGAAUUUAUUAAACGAGUGAAUGGACCAUCAUUGAGAUGGUUAUCUUCAAUUGGAAAAUUUACGCAAGCAAGGUCGAAGCACGACGUUUUUUUCAUUUUAAUAAGUCGACAACAAGACUCUUCGCAACAAUCACAUAGUGAAAAUGAUGAUGAUCAUGGUAACACUGCUGAUGAUAAAUUAAUAGAAUUAUACAAAGAUAUGGCAAAUCGUUAUUUAUCUCAAUCAUAUUUUUACGCUACAAAUGCAUCAACAAUAAUUCAAACAUAUUUCUCAAAAUAUAAGCAACCUGUUGAAAUAUUCGCUGUUAAAUCAGAAGGUUUUUAUCGAUAUGAUCCACAAGAUAGUCAUAUUAGUUUGGAACAAUUUUUUAUUAAUGAAAAAUCUCCAACUUAUGCUGAAGUAACUAUUGGAAAUAUACACGAUAUGAUUGUAACACGAAAAUUGUUGAUUAUCUAUGGUUAUAAACCGUCCAAUGAUGAUAAAAAUUAUAGACAAGAGGUUAAGAAUCAAAUUGGUGCCUAUGCAUUAUCAACAUCGAAACAAACACGAUCUUAUAUUCAAUUUUGUUUUACAACUGAUCUUGAUCUUUUAAGUAAUAUUGCUGUAUGGACUCUGCCCGAACCACUCAUUUUUCUCUACAAUAGUUCAACACACUAUUAUGGCUAUUAUCUAUUAUCGCCAAAAGAACAAAUUACAGACAAACACAUAGAUCAUUUAGUUGAGAAUCAACAUGAAAUUAUUAUUCAUCCUGGUAAUACAUUUGUCAAACGACUAUUUCGUCCAUUUUGGGAAUUAUAUAGAACAGUCGUACUCAUGUUUAUUGAAGCACCAUUUAUAUCAAUGUUAGUUGUAGGAUUACCAGCUGCUGUCAUAUCGAUUGUUUGCUAUUUUCUAUGUUGUUUACCGAGUGAAAGUUCAGCGAAAGAACAACAACGAAAAGAUGGUGGUGAAUCAGAAGAGGAUGAAGAAGAUGAGGCGUCAGAAAGAAUUUUAAAUGUGCAACCAAAAUUUAUUGAAAAUUUUAAAAAACCAAAAGAUGCGAAAGAUAUACCGACAUGGCCGCAACAUCCAGAAUUAUUGAAUGAACAAAAAACUACGCAGGAAAAAAAACGUGACUAG